GGGCGCGACCCAGAGCCGCCACCGCCCUCUGUGCCACUCGAUGGAGGACGGGCUGCUGGAGAUCAGGACCAAGGACGGCGGCGACAUGCCGGCGCCUCUGGAGGUGUCCGCCGUGCCGGCCGUGGGGGACGUGAUCUCCGGGGAGUACAACGGCGGCAUGAAGGAACUGAUGGAGCACCUGAAGGCCCAGCUGCAGGCCCUGUUCGAGGACGUGAGGGCCAUGCGAGGGGCCCUGGACGAGCAGGCCUCGCACAUCCAGGUGCUUUCGGACGACGUGUGCGCUAACCAGCGGGCCAUCGUCUCCAUGUGCCAGAUUAUGACCACGGCGCCCCGCCGGGGCAGCUUGGGCGUGGUCGCCGGUAAGGGGAGCUUUCCCGGUCCUCCCCAAGAGCCGGAGACUCCUUCGCCUGGAAUCGGGGACAGCGGCUUGCUGGGUCGCGAUCCCCAGGACGAGGAGGAGGAGGAGGACGACGACGAAGAGGAAAAAGAGAUGCCCAGCCCUGCCACACCCACCAGUCACUGUGAGCGCUCCGAAAGCCCCUGUGCUGGUCUCCUUGGGGGGGACGGGCCACUUGUGGAACCCCUCGACCUGCCUGAUAUUACCCUGCUGCAGCUGGAGGGCGAGGCCUCUCUGUGAGGGGACUCUACGGGGACACUAACUUCCCGGGCUGGUUUGGGGUUUCUGAGUGCUUGACUCGAGGGGACUGAACGGGUGCGGCUCGCUUCGUUCCGACGGCUGCCCCUGUGCAUCAGGGUAGAGAGAGACUCACCCCAAGAAGCAUUUGUAGGGCGAAGGACUUUGGGAGCAUCAAAAAUUCUUUUUGCCCAAUCAAGCGUGAUAGCAAACUGGAGAAAGGUGAGGUUUUCGGAAAGAAAGUGCCCAUCUCCGGACUCCCAUCAACCCCCCCCCCACCUUGCCCUUUCCCUCUCCCCAGCAACAAGAGAACCCCUGAAUUGUGUAAAUAAAAUCUGCUUUUUUCUAUUCUGAAAAAAAGACUUAUCUAGGACUAUGGCAAAUAAUCGCUAAUGAUUUACCUAAACAUAAAGGAAUUGGGGUAUUCUGUUCCGGCAACAGGAAAUUUACCCUUCUGUUGAAAUUCAGGGUAUUCAGUGCUCUGCAGAAGCCUCACAGAUCUCUGCAGCUGCUGAUUGGUAAAGGAAGAUUGAGGAGGGAACUAACUGCAGCCAUAGGAAUCUGGGGCAUGGAGCAUGUGGCUGUCCUGAGGUUCCUUAACUGAUGUGCCUCCCUCUUCCCUCCUGAAGUGGUGAUUUUGUGUGCCCUUCCCCCUCCUUUGUGUAUUCCUUCUCAAUGCUUUUCUUGGUGUUAACUUUAAUAAAAAGGCAUCAUCU
Messenger RNA from Fukomys damarensis (Damara mole-rat), 1350 nucleotides. It is a transcript of the gene Ccdc184, whose product is annotated as coiled-coil domain containing 184. Gene Ontology annotation, cellular component: cytoplasm. NCBI's taxonomy places the organism in Eukaryota, Metazoa, Chordata, Mammalia, Rodentia, Bathyergidae. The record is from RefSeq and is a predicted model, not a curated record. The coding region runs from base 41 to 637 and encodes 198 amino acids. The transcript is spliced from 2 exons.